GAAAUUUAGCCUGAUGGAUAAUUUUCGGUACAAACAAGUUUGAUGAAACAACUUUUUAAUAAGGCAAGUGAUUGAUGAGGUCGAAGAGAAUUAUAAUAUUGAAAAUCAUCAUAAACUCAGUGAAUAAAUAGGCCUAGCUUAACUAAUUAAGACGAAUAAUUUCAGAAAUGAGCUUUAUCAUUUUGCCCAUUUUAAAGGCUUUCUAAUAAGUUAGUCUAAAAUAAAAGUAAAGUCCUUUUAUUUUUAUCAUAACGAAGUGGCUAUUCGGACCUGGGUAUCACUAGUCACUAGUAUCAGAAGUGAGAGGCUGGGAUUUAAACAAAUAUUUAAAAUAUUAUUAUUGGUUUUGUAAGAUAAAUAUUGGUAUCAAAUGAAAGAUAAUUGAAUGGACUAUAUGUUUGUAAACUUACUUCUUCAAUUUAACUAAAAUAAACUACCACAAACGACAUCCGAAUUGAAUAGGGGAUAGCAUUUUCAUUUAGUCUUAGUCUUAGUCUUAACUUAAGACUAAGACACUUAAGUUUAAGUCUAAAGUAAAGGGAUCCAGGUCUGAAUAGCGACUAUGCAUACCUGGGUCUUAAGUUUAAGUCUAAAGUAAAGGGAUCCAGGUCUGAAUAGUGACUAUGCAUACCUGGGUCCCUUUAUUAAUUAAAAAUUAAAAUUACUUUGACAGUUUUGUGUAAAUUUACCAACUGUAUGCAAUAGUCCCACUUAAGCAUCUUAAAUGAUAUUACUUAAGUCAUGUACUUAAGAAAACUUAGACUUAAGUUUGGCACUUACAAUACUUACAUCUUUAGACUUUAGUCAUAAAUCACAUUCUUAAGUGAGACACCUUAAGCCUUAAGUAAUAUUUACUAGGCUUUGGCUAUUGGUAGUAAACUACCAGAAGAGCUUCAAGGGAGCUAUUUGUAGUAAACUGCCAAUAGACACUUUCAUUUACUAAUAUUAGUAUUAGCCUAUAAUUAGGUAGGCCUAAUAAUCGAACACACAGUUAACAAGUAAAGUUGAUUUCUUAGCCUGACAAUAAUUUCAGUAAAGUCACAAACCUUCCUUCUCAAUUUGUAAAACUUAUUUUGUUUAUUUCAGGACUUUUCUGAUCCCUGCUAACCUAGCCACUAAAAAGAUCAAGUAGAGCAAAUGUAUGCAGCUAUUCAGAUGUUUGAACUACUUGCAACUGUAAUUUGUUGAAACAUGAUGUUGAUUUGAGCAACAAGCUUGCAGUUUCAAGCUGCAUACCAAAAAUGUCACAAAGCAAGAAAUCACCUAUUACAUUUGAGCAGGAAGAGCAAUUAUGGGAAAAGAAACAUUUCAAUUUAGACUCUUCAACAGGUCUCAUACAUGCUGUCAUUUUCUACCUAAUCAAGUGUUUUGGUGUGUGGCAGGGCAAGUACCUAAAAAUGUUAACAACAGAACAUGUUAAAUUUGGAGAGGAUGAGCAAGGGAAGUACAUCUCCAUUGACACUAAAUCAAUAUUAGGUGUUGGAAAAGUCAUUAAGCGUUAUGAUGACCCAGGGAACCCACGAAGCGUGUACAAAAUUUUUAAAAUUUAUCAAGGCUACUUAGCAAAUGAAGGGCCCUUCCUUCUUCGUCCUAUUACAUCAAUAAAAGACUAUGUUUGUUACAGCCCCUGGGCACUUGGGGUUGGUAUAAUUAAUCAGACUGUACGCAAUUUGAUGUCGGAAAUUGGAGAUGGGCAGCCUUAUGCAAAUUCUUCAAUAAGUCUCUUUGCUCUCGACAUGCUAAAGGGAACAGGCAUAGGUUAUCACUGCAUCGGUACGUGGACACAGCAUCUGUGCAUUUCUCAUACCAAAUCCUACCUCAGUGAUAUUUUUGACAGCUGUUCUGUUGUGAAUUGUGAAGAUAAAAACAAAGAACUCUGUCUUCUGGUUAGCAGAAUGCUUGAUCCCCCUUACCCGUGUACUUCUUUGGUGGAGGAGAGAAUAAAGGUAGCCAAGGAACUGAAGAAGAGCAAAAUUAAUGCUUAUGACUCUUGGUUAGAAAACAUUAGCACAAAAUUCUCUGGUGAUGAAGAAGCUGUUUUACAAAAUAUGGAAGAGAUGCCAGAGAAGCCACCAUUGAAGAGGAAGUCAAGUGGUUCUUCUAAAGUCCAAUCAAACAGUCAACUCUGCUCACCUUUUAAUAAUAAAAGACAACAUGCAGAUCCAUCAAUAAAAUCAGAAAUAUUAAAUUUGGAGGCGGACAUUUGUAAAAGUGUUAAAGAG
This is a messenger RNA of Lymnaea stagnalis (great pond snail), 2222 nucleotides long. NCBI's taxonomy places the organism in Eukaryota, Metazoa, Mollusca, Gastropoda, Lymnaeidae. The record is from the annotation of a GenBank genome assembly.